AUGAGGCCUGGAGUACGAGAGCUUGUGCUAUUGCUUACUGUCUCAUUGGUUAUGGGGAAGUCAAAAGACUCUGUUGCACGUCAAGAGGAUCUUGCAAGCUUUGCGAUACGAAAGUUGGCAGAGAUGUGCACAACUUCAACAUGUCUCUGCAGCAAUUUGGCUGCAUGGAGCCUGGAGACCUGCGCGAGGUGCUCCACACAGAGCCUCGACUGUAGCGACGACACAGAGUUACUGUUGCAAGCUUGGAACGAGUCCAUCGACGCCUUGGACUUGUCAUCAAUCGUAUUUGCAGUUCCAGAGCCAGCACCUUCCCCCACCAUCGUUUCUCCCCUUCUUUCCUUGACCUUGACCAACGUUGACGCCUCUUACGAGCCGACGCCAACUUCAGCAUUUGUCUCGAUGGCAGAGGAGCACUCCGACGAGGACGAUAUUCCAUCUAUCGCUGAAAACGACGCCGAUGGGUGCUUGCUGGAGCUCAAUGAGGUGGCAUACCCUAGCCCUCCGGCAAUGUGGCUGGACCCGAAGACAAUCCCGAUCGAUCCAUUGCCCUCGAGAGGGCCCGGUCGAGUGGUCUUACCCGCCCCCGUCCCAACUCUAGAUACUGACGUAAUACCUGUACGCGCCCCUCCACUCACAGAUAUCGUCCCCAGUGACGAAGCACAUCCAAUAAGGAGUCCGGACUCGCCCAGCCCUCAGGGUACCACUCAUGCUCAACACAUGACAGUUCCGAAGGACCAGCAACUUGAAGAGGAAGCUGCAGUAGACUCGGACGUAACGCACACCCUCACACCCCUGAGGUUGACGCCGACUCCGACUUCCGUUAUGGUUGUACUCUCCACGCUCGCUUCCUCUGGGUUCACAAGUACAGUCGUGACGACAAUCACUCAGACACUACCUGCUGUUCCUGAGUUUGGUGGAAUGAAACCGAUUGCGGGCAGCCGCGGUGAGCGUCCUCUCGCCGAAGCCACUCCCGAAGAGAACACUACGACGAGUCAGCGGAGGAUUACAUCUCCUGGUACAUCGAUGUCCGGGGCUACAUUUGUACCAACGGACGGAGCAGAAGUAGAGUUAGACGACUCGGAUGCGUCCAACGAAGGAUACACUGUCUCGCGGGUAUCGACAUCGAUUUCUGUAGCUGCUGUACUUUCGCUAGUCCUUCUACAUGCAUUUUCAUGA
This is a messenger RNA of Coprinopsis cinerea okayama7#130, 1176 nucleotides long. RefSeq lists its product as hypothetical. Lineage: Eukaryota; Fungi; Basidiomycota; Agaricomycetes; Agaricales; Psathyrellaceae. The record is from RefSeq and is a predicted model, not a curated record. The transcript is spliced from 4 exons. Bases 1 to 1176 code for a protein of 391 amino acids.